Messenger RNA from Stylophora pistillata, 2228 nucleotides. Its product is annotated as BTB/POZ domain-containing protein 6. The record is from RefSeq and is a predicted model, not a curated record. Gene Ontology annotation, biological process: neurogenesis. Gene Ontology annotation, cellular component: cytosol. Gene Ontology annotation, molecular function: protein binding. NCBI's taxonomy places the organism in Eukaryota, Metazoa, Cnidaria, Anthozoa, Scleractinia, Pocilloporidae.
UUUUGUGUAAACGAUCCAGGUUACAUUUCAGUAAUGCAACCAUGUCCGCUCAGAAAGAAGCGUGGCAAACGGAACGACCAACUAUAAGAUCAAGAAGCAAAUUUAUGUUUAACAACGAGCUCCUCAGUGAUGUUAGUUUCGUUGUUCCUGUGCAACUCGACGAAAAUAGCAACAAGAAAGGCAGGAAGGCUAUUCCAGCACACAAGUUUGUCCUUGCGAUAAGCAGCCCUGUGUUUUUUGCCAUGUUCUAUGGCGAUAUAGCCGAGAAGUCAGAUUCUAUCAUGCUUCCUGACUGUGAGUACGAGAGUCUGUUAGAAUUGUUUCGCUUUGUGUACUGUGAUGAAGCGAGGCUGACUCCGCACAAUGUCAUGCAAGUGCUGUAUUUGGCUAAGAAAUAUAUCUUACCCUCACUUGUUGAGAGAUGUAAUGAAUAUCUACUCGAAGUUUUGAAUGUUUCCAAUGUGUUUUGCGUCUUGUCUCACGCCCUGAACUACGGAGAGAAGAAGCUUGUGAGUCACUGCUGGAAAGUUAUCGACAAGGAGGCCGAAGAAGCCUUGAAAACAGAAGGAUUCGAAACGAUAGAUAGAUCCUUGUUAGAAGAACUUGUCAAGAGAGAUUCUCUAAACAUCAGAGAGGUAGACUUAUUCAGAGCAGUCAAUACCUGGGCAUUAGAGGAAUGUAAACGUCUUGAUAUGACAGCCAAUUGUGCAUCCAAAAGGUCGAUUCUUGGGGACAAGGUUGUGAACGCAAUUCGUUUUCCAGUCAUGAAACGGAAUGAAUUCAGCAAUUUUGUUCUUGACUGCAACAUAUUAACUUCACAUGAGGCCACAAGUAUGGAGGAUUAUUUCAAAACCCUGAUUUUAAGCUCACCAAACCAUUUCUCAGAAGCUCCAAGAACUGGCCUUCGCCAAAGAUGCUGUAGAUUUAACUCUGUAGUUCUUGAAACUGGAUUAACCUACAGCUCUCACCACAGUGACUAUCUUUAUUUUUCAGUAAAUAGGGACAUUGUCUUGUAUGGGAUUUGUUUGUUUGGAAGUGAAAAUUGGAAAUACCAGGCUACAGUAACAGUCAGAAAAGCAUCUAAUGGUUUAUUUAAGGCCACUAAAAUAGGAAGAUAUUCUUCUUUACCCAUGGAAUUAGAGGAAGAAGAAGGUAGUUUUUAUGCCUUUGAUAUUCUGUUUGACAAGCCAGUGUCUCUAGAGAAGAGCACUUGGUAUUAUGUGAAAGCUUCCAUGUCUGGUCCCAUCAUUUGGCAGGGAAAGGGAGGAGUGAACUCCAUCCAGUGUCCUGGGGUACAAUUCAGCUUUAAGGACCACCCAAAGAAUAAUAAAAGAACCAACAUUGCAGAAGGACAGUUUCCUCAGUUCCUCUUUAGUUUGGAGUAAAUUCCACUUGCAUGUGGUAUGGCUCGUUGCAAUAUUCCAAUGGGCAACUCCAGAAAGGAAAAGAGUUGGUUAUGUGUAAAUGAAUCCAUACCUCAUACUGUAAGGUUUGUUGUCAUUACUCUGACUUAAAACCUGUUGAAUUAAAUGGUAUUUAACAACAACAACUUUUAUUUUUAUUGCACAAGUACAAAUUAUUCUAUACUUUGUGUUUGAGAAUUUCAAAUGAUUUCAAGCUAUGGAAACAAAGACAGAGUUGCUUGUCCUUUUAACAACCAUUUAAAAAAUGACCUAUAUUCUGUUAUCUGGACCUCAUGUAGUUUUACAUCUUGUUUUUGAGGAUGCCUCUAUUCUAGGUUAGAGCAAAGAAAAAUGUUCGAGAUGAUAAAAUUCUCUUGUCAAUUCAAAAUUGAUCAAAUAUUAAUUACUGUGAAACUCAUGGAGACUGGGGAAGGGGAAAUAUUAAUGGAGUGUUGUUGUGUUUCAAAGGAAAAGCUAAUUACGUGUCAGAAAACUAAAACAUGGACUGUAAGUUAAGUCUGCCUUCAAGCCUAGUGGCCAAUCCAGCAUCCUCUGGAUGGGAUGCUAGCCAUUUGUCAGCUUUCCUGUUGUUUUUAUGCAUGUUAUGUUUUGCCACUCUUAUUUUAAAUUUGAAAUAUUUCACAGGAAUAGUUAAUUUGACCUAUGAUUGGUCCAGAUGUUUCUUUCCUUUUGUUAUUCAAACUUCCUUUUUGUUAGGAAUUAGCCUAUAUAUACUAGUGUAUUUUGUUUUGUUUUUUUCUCUCUGUUGUUGUAACUGUUUAUUUGGAUGUGAGUGGAAUAAAAAGAAGCAGAAGUUUGUUUUAA